This is a messenger RNA of Loa loa (African eye worm), 3568 nucleotides long. Its product is annotated as arginine N-methyltransferase 7. The coding region runs from base 1 to 3327 and encodes 1108 amino acids. The record is from RefSeq and is a predicted model, not a curated record. The transcript has 22 exons. Gene Ontology annotation, biological process: peptidyl-arginine methylation. Lineage: Eukaryota; Metazoa; Nematoda; Chromadorea; Rhabditida; Onchocercidae. Gene Ontology annotation, molecular function: protein-arginine omega-N monomethyltransferase activity; protein binding.
AUGAAUAACUUGAAAGCAGCAACAACAAUCCUGAAAUAUGGUGCGGAAGAAGAUGCUGAAAAGAUAUUCGAUCUGAUCAAAGAAAAGAAUGCAAAGGAAGUGCUGCAAAUUCUAAAGAGUAUGCGUGUUCCGCUUAAUUGCACCGAUAAGACUGGUAUGUCACUUCUGGAUCAAGCGAGUUGGUCAGGUCUUGACGACGUGGUUCGGUUCUUGUUAGCAAAUGGUGUUGAUCCAAAUAAGAGUACUCAUGACUGUGGUUAUAAAUCUCUUAUGUUCGCGGCGAUUGCUGGACAUCAAAGUAUAUGUCAGUUGUUAUUAGACUAUGGUGCACAUGUUUAUUCUACAAAUGAAAUUGGCAAAACAGCCGCGGAAAUGGCAGCCUUUGUUGGGCAGCACGAAUGUGUUAGUAUUAUCAACAACUAUAUAGCUUUGGAUGAAAUCGAAAAGUUAUUACAUCCUAAUGGGGAUAACAGCGAUGAAAUUUAUUCGAAAGAUUUUUCCCAUGCAUUACAUGACUUGAUCAAAACUCAUAUAAUACAUCCUGUUUGGGUCAUGCUUUUCCUGCGUGAUCAUUAUCAAGUAAUAUGGCAACAUCGUCAGAAAUUUUGUUAUGUUUUGGAUAGGAUUUUUGAGAGGCAGUUACGGUGUAAAGAAUCUAAUGAGGUCAUGUCAUUGAAGCUGUGGUUAAUUUUAUAUACCGUACGAGAUACAUGCAAAUUUGUGGAAACAGUUUUGGAAAAGGAAGAGCACAAAGCGUCAACAAUAAUCAGAAAUUAUGUGAAGCAAUUGUUGAAAAUGGAACAAACUUGUCGGAUACGACCAAAUUUGGAACGCUACUUAAGGAAUGCUGUUCAGGCAUUUCCAUAUCACCAGUGCUUACUUUUUCAGGCACUCGUCAAAAAUCUUGCAGCUGUUGAAUUUGGUAAUUUGCCAGAUGCAUUCUACUUGAUAAUGUCAAUCUUUUCUGGACAAAGAAUGGUAGAAACGUCUCAUUUUUGUGCAAGUUGUGGUGCUAUUAUUUCCACCAAACGGUGCUGUAAGGUUGACAAGGAAAAACAAGGUGAGGAACGGAGAUGUUCUUUGAGGGAUAGUGCAGCGUCGAAAACAAUUGUACAAAAUGAUGGGAGCAUAUCGAUUGAUGCCAUACGAGAUGGACAAUCAGAAAAUAAGGAUGUUGAAAGAGUUGCCUCUGCACUUGCGGAUAUUAAGGACCGAUUUAUAUUCUCGAAUUAUCAAUUAGACGCACUAAUCGUAAAAAUAAUUUCAACCAUAAGUCGAGCAUUCCCAAGGAUUUUAUCUUCACGCCUCCAGAGUUUACAUAUCUGGAUUCAAAAUUGUUUACGAAGAAAGCACAAAGCUAAGAUGUUUUUGGAAACGGUCGACCCGAUCACUGGACAACGGACGUGGAAAGUUGCGGAAGAGGAUUAUGAUGUGGCCCAAGAGAUUGCUCGUAGUGGAUUUGGAGAUAUGAUUCAUGAUUUUGAAAGAAACCAGAGAUAUGAACUUGGACUAAAAUCAGUAAUUAGCCAGCUUAAAAAAAAGAACGAGAGAGUGCAUGUCCUAGACAUUGGUGCUGGUACGGGUUUAUUGUCAAUGAUGGCCAUGAGAGCCGGCGCUGAUAGUGUGACAGCUCUAGAAAUGCUGGAACCAAUGGCAAAAUGCGCGGAGGAGAUUAUCCGAAAAAAUGGUUAUGAAAAACAAAUACGCUUAAUUGCAUCACGAUCAACCGAGUUGACGGAUGAAGAAAUUAGUACCAUUGAAAAAGGCGAUGUAAUUGUUGCUGAAGUAUUUGACACUGAAUUAAUUGGUGAGGGUGCGUUACGAACUUUCAAGGAAGCGCAUCAAAAAUUGGUUAAGCCUGGUUGUAGAGUAGUCCCAUCAUCAGCACGAGUCUUGCUAGUUCCUGUACAAAGUGAUUUUCUUAUGCGUUUUCAUCAGCUUCCCUCUCGGCACUUCAAAGUUCCAGAAAUCAGCAAACGCUGUCCCGGUGCAGGAGCUAUACACGAUAUCCACGUUUCGGAAGUGCCAGAGGAGGAAAUUUGCGUGCUUGCUGAACCGUUUGUAGCUUUUAGUUUUAAUUUCGAAGAUGGUUAUUCUAUUAAUUAUAAUGAAACAGUUGUCAGAACAUUUGAUGCUCAAUCAGACGGUACAUUUGAAGCAAUUUUGAUGUGGUGGGAACUUGAUAUGGAUGGCACUGGACAGAAUAUAUUAAGCACAGCACCAAAAUGGUGGAACAGUGGAGCAAAAUGGCGAGAUCAUUGGGUGCAAGGUGUUUAUUAUCUUGCUCAGAGUAUUCAGGUUCGAAAAAACGAAACAGUUGCGCUUCACUGUUGUCAUGACGAAUUCUCUUUCUGGUUUGCUGUACCUCAGAAUGAAUUUGAUGCCUCUGAGCCUAAUUUUUGUCGAUGUAAAACACAUGUUGCUUGCUCACGAAAUGCAAUUCAUCGCUUAAAUGAAAUUGAUGAGGAUGUUGCCUUUGAUCAUUUCUUGGAAAAGAAUUUUACAGGAAAAUCAGUAGCUAUCAUUGAUGAUGGUUCGCUUAUGAGUUUAUUGCUUGCAAAAUAUGCAAAAACAGUCCAAAUUGUUGAACCAAAUGACCAUUUUAUGGAAGUCAUUUCGGCUUACAUCGAAGAAAAUCGCAUACAGAAUAUUCGUAUUUAUGAUGAUUAUACUGCUGUUCCUUGUGAUGAAGUUGAUGUUGUUGUAUCAGAACCGUUCUAUUUGUUCUCUUUUCUUCCAUGGGAUAAUCUAUGCUUUUGGUUUACGGUACAUAAACUACUACCAUCCUUCGAAUCCAGAUAUCUUCCACUGUCGCCAGGGGGAGGCAUAAUGUAUGCAAUGCCAGUCAAAUUCGAUGAAUUAUGGAAAAUAGCAGCUCCAUUCGGUAUCGUGGAAGGUUUCGAUUUGUCACCCUUUGAUAAUGUAAUUAUCAAGGCUCGAAGUGCUGUCGAUGCAAUGGUUGAACCUCAUCCUCUUUGGGAAUAUCCAUCCAUCAUAACUGGAGAGCCAGUUAUACUUGCUCGAUUCGAUUUCAAUGAACCUCCCACUCAUGCAUCCUUUAAGACUAAAAUUGCUCCUUCCAUGAUUGGCACAAAUGCUAUCAUUUUCUGGAUGGAUUGGCUGCACGAUGAUUUUCGAUUAACUAGUGGACUUUUGAACGAACCUGAAAUAGGCAAGCGACCAAACUGGUCUAUUUCGCAUCGACAAGGUGUUCAUUUUCUUCCAGAAUCAGCAAGAUGCCUAGAGUCUCCUUCUUCUAUCAAUAUUAAAGCCGACUUUUGUCCCAAUGCACAAUUUUUGUUCCAUUUCCAAUAUGAAACUUCGUGAAAUAUUGUUUAUAAUUUUUAAUACUGUGCGGUAAGAGAUCUUCACUUUGAAUUACGUCGGCAUUUUCAGUAAAUUUAUGCUUGAUUUGCUUAAUGAUUUAGUUUUAGUUUAUUGUGAUUUAGCUGGUAAUUAGGUAUUUUCUGAAAAUGUUAGGUUCAAGACCUAGCCGUAGCGUGACAGUGACUUUUUUAUUUGCAUAUUAUCAAGAAUGCCUAUCAGGGUUUAAAGUAUGAUAUUCAGG